Messenger RNA from Ceratina calcarata, 1297 nucleotides. RefSeq names its product N(G),N(G)-dimethylarginine dimethylaminohydrolase 1-like. Gene Ontology annotation, biological process: arginine metabolic process; positive regulation of nitric oxide biosynthetic process. The record is from RefSeq and is a predicted model, not a curated record. Lineage: Eukaryota; Metazoa; Arthropoda; Insecta; Hymenoptera; Apidae. Gene Ontology annotation, molecular function: dimethylargininase activity; amino acid binding. The coding region runs from base 1 to 381 and encodes 126 amino acids. The transcript is spliced from 3 exons.
AUGACUUCUUUAAAAAGUUCGAAAUCACCGAUGCGGAUGCUGCGAUCUCUAAAAGCGUUAGUUACAAUGGCUGGUCCAGAUAUUAUUUGCGUAGGUGCUGGGAAAGAGUCUCAAGAAGUUCUAAAGAGAAUAGAAAGAGAAGCAACGUACACUUACCAAACGUUAACCGUGCCUGAGGACGACGCAGCCAACGUGCUCUACGUGAAAGGUACCCUGAUUCAUCGAUCAGAAGAGGAGAUCCCACAGUCUAGCAAAGUUUUCGCAGAGAAAAUCGAAUUUCCUACCAGAUCUUUGUGCAUGUCCGAAUUAGCGAAAGUCAGUUCUGGCCUGACUUCUUGUUGCUUGUUGGUGCGUAGACCGCGACAUAUUCGCAAUAUUUAAAUCAGCAGAUGGCGUGACUAGCAAGAUUAAAUUGCCAGAAUCGUGAAAAGAACAGUUCAAGUAUUUCUGUUUAGAAAUAUUAUCGAGAUGCUGUGGAAGAAACUGUAACAUUGCAAAUAAUGCAAUUCUUUAUUCGAGUCUCUUAUUUCGGGUUAAGGAAUACAGCUUGAAAUACGAGACUCAAAUUGUCUCUUGCGAACUGAGACUGUGCACUGAUAUUCAUAAAUUAAGGCUUUAAAGUGACUCGUAUUUAAAUCGAGUCUCUUAAGCCAUUAAUCUUCAUCUUCUAUCUGUAGAUUAUUAUUAGACUGCGGAUCUUCAUAUAAACUAAGAUUUAUAAUACAAGUUUAAAAGACCUGUUUCAGAUGAGCAUUUAUUUAAUCGUUUAAGCAUUGAAAUGUGCAUUUAGCUUUGGAUAUUCUGUACUGUCUUAUACAUUACAUGCUGCAUUUAUCAUUUGUGCACAUUGCAUUUUCAUAUAAUUGUAUAAAAUCCGCUGUCUAAUUAUCAAAUGAAAAGUUUAAGUAUUUCUAAUUGCUGUGCAAGAAUCUAUCACAUUGCACAGUCUGCAGUUGUUUACUCGAGUCGCUUAUUUCGGGUUCAGGAAUACAGCUUGAAAUAUGAGACUCAAAUUGUCUCUUAUGAGCAGAGCAAUAAGGCAAGAGUGACUCGUAUUAAUGUUAAAUUCGAGACUCUCAAGUAACUAUUCUGGUUUCGAAUCCCAUUUUUUGGUAAUUUUUUAAGAUAAUUAAUCUUUAGAUCGCCAAAAAGCCGAAUUAUCGACUUUAUACUCUAUUUCACGAGUGACUAGGAGUCGACACGGUUCAGUUUUUGGCAUUAGUGAGGAAAACAGUUGAAUCCAGAGUGGGACUUAAAAGCUACAAAGAGGAAGCUUGCAACCCCUGGUCUGAAUNAA